CGGCAGCUGUUGCUUCAGUCUGAAGUUAAGUGACAGAUUGUGUAUAUCACAAACAUUCAUUUUUACUACAGAACGCUGCACAACGCGCCUAUCCUCUGCCGAAAGAUCCCGAAUCUUGCCUCGCCGAUUCCAAAGGGAGCCGAGGGAGAACCGAUGCUCAGCGCAUAGACGAGAGCCGCUGUUUCCAUUUCACCAUCGCUUUAACAGCCCUAUCAUGUUGGUCAUUUUCCUAGUUUCCAUUAUUUAAACAAUGACGGAGGCUGGAUUCCGAACGACUUGACAUGUCCGUGAAAGAUAUGGUAUCUGGGGAUUUAUCACCGCAAACAAGGAUUUUUUUCAAUCUCAUUAAAGACCAAACAAGGCGGGUACAUGUUUAAAUAUAUAGAGCGCCUACAGGCACAGUGUAGGCUACAUAUUUUCACAUAAGAUCUGUGAACGGAGAGUCCGCAUAUACAUUCAGUUGGAUAUGCAAAAGGAUGUAUUAUCACUGAAAAGAUAAAGAGAGCUCUUUGCGCUGGAGACUAGAAUGGUCGAAAAAAGGCGUCUCUGGUUUUGAUGGAGAAUCCAACAAGCAGAGCAAGAUCCGUAGACCCUCAAUAAAAGUGUCUUGUGCUGGAGCCUAAUAAGACCACCGUUAUUUUCAGAAUUUAGAUGUAUUUACCAGUGACAGGAUCCAGUUGAUGACAUUCACCGAGAUAUAAGUAUUUGAAAACAGCCAACAUUGUCAGCAAUUCGAAUUUACUCAUUUGUUCUAUUCUGCCAGUGUGAUGGGAAUUUAUUGCUGAACAUUGGGAGAGCUUUAUGGAAAACCUGAAGACAUGACAUGCACACGAAAAAAGAGGAAACGAUCCUUUUUGUUCUUUAAAACCUGUGUUUAUUUAAGAAGUCUGCAAAAAGAGACAUUAUUUUUGCAUUAAGAUCCGGCCGAUUCUAUGGAGGUGACAAUACCCUGUAUUAAUUAUUUAAUCUAUUCUUUAUGUUUUCAGUCAUUUAUCAUUGUGGAUUAUAUUUGGAAUUGACGCUCGUUUUGUUGAACCCUCUAUGCCAUUUACUGUUGCUUUACUUGAUUUUGAAUCCUUAUAUAUAUAUAAUGUGGACCGCAACAAGCUCCCCAAACGGCCUAGAAUAAAACCGUAAGCCUUUGUCUCGAGGACAAGUAUAAUACAUGAGGAGGACUGGGGUCACCAAGGAACACUGGGACACGAGGAACUGCGGUAGCACUUCGUAAUAACUAAGGAGCUGACGCUGUAAGAACAAGAGGCACCGAGGGGUAGCGCUACAGGAAACGAGGGGCUCAGUGCAAAAUGGGGCAAUGCAGAGUGAAGCACUCUGGUUCCAUGUGAGCACCAGAGAAGAGGCAACCACGAGGACGAACGAAAGGGCAGCUGGAGGAGGAGGAGGUGGCGGUGGAGAGAGGGAGAAGGAAGAGGGGUGGAUUUCAGGAGAAAAGAGGGCUUGACACGGGAGCCAAAGGGAUGGCCAAUGGCAACGAGAGCAGCGAGGGGCUUGGCGGUCCCAUGGCUGCAGUGGUGGCCACGACGGGAGGAAUGGCAGUCGGGGGCCCAUCGUCGGUCGUGUCCACAUACAUCAAACUGGUCCUACUGGGUCUGAUCAUCUGCAUCAGCCUGGUGGGCAACCUGGUGGUGUCUCUGCUGGUCCUCAGGGACCGGGCCCUGCACAAGGCCCCCUACUACUUCCUGUUGGACCUGUGCCUGGCCGACACCAUCCGCUCGGCCGUCUGCUUCCCCUUCGUGCUGGUGUCCAUUAAGAACGGCUCGGCCUGGACCUACAGCGUGCUCAGCUGCAAGGUGGUGGCCUUCAUGGCCGUGCUCUUCUGCUUCCAUGCCGCCUUCAUGCUCUUUUGCAUCAGCAUGACACGUUACAUGGCCAUCGCCCACCACCGCUUCUACUCCAAGCGCAUGACCUUCUGGACGUGCGUGGCAGUGGUGUGCAUGGUGUGGACGCUGUCAGUGGCCAUGGCCUUCCCACCCGUCUUCGAUGUGGGCACCUACAAGUUCAUCCGCGAGGAGGACCAGUGCAUCUUCGAGCACCGCUACUUUAAGGCAAACGACACACUGGGCUUUAUGCUGAUGCUGGCCGUGCUGAUCUUGGCCACGCACGUGGUCUACAUGAAGCUGCUGCUCUUCGAGUACAAGCACCGCAAGAUGAAGCCUGUCCAGAUGGUGCCAGCCAUCAGCCAAAACUGGACCUUCCACGGGCCCGGCGCUACCGGCCAGGCAGCAGCCAACUGGAUCGCAGGCUUUGGCCGGGGCCCCAUGCCACCCACCCUGCUGGGCAUCCGGCAGAACUUGCACAACCAGAACCGGCGCCUGCUGGGCAUGGAGGAGUUCAAGGCAGAGAAGCAGCUUGGCAGGAUGUUCUACGUGAUCACCCUGUUGUUCCUGGUGCUGUGGUCGCCCUACAUAGUGGCCUGCUACUGGCGGGUGUUUGUCAAGGCCUGCACCAUACCGCACCGAUACCUCUCCACCACCGUAUGGAUGAGCUUUGCCCAGGCAGGGGUCAACCCCAUCGUCUGCUUCUUCCUCAACAAGGACCUGAAGAAGGGGCUCCUGGCCCACCUGCCAGCCUGCUGUAGGACUAAACCUCAUCUGCCCCGAGAGCCUUACUUUGUCAUGUGAGGGGGACGGUGGGCGGUUGUUACCUGGGGAGGGUGUGGAGGGGCGGUGGCAGGGAUGUCUGUGAGUGGUUAGGAUGGCAUGAGGGACCAUUUUAGUUGUUGUGGCCUUUGAUUUAAAAAAAUUGUCUUUCCUUUUUUAUAAAUGGCCUUGGUCAGGAAACAAAUUUAAGAGGGAUUCCUUCUACACACAGACAGAAUACAAGACUAAACCAACAACUCAAACAGUCUAUCUCAGAUGCAUGUUUGUAUUCUUCAUUUUAAUGUGGAACCUAUGAAACUGGUAGGCAGUCUUUAAACAGGCGAGGCCAAGAUAAUGAUCAUUCUGGGCCUGCUAUUGUGAAAGAGAUUGAAGUGAGGGUGACAGUUUUUCUGUAGGUCUGGGCCUGCUAUUGUGAAAGAGAUUGAAGUGAGGGUGACAGUUUUUCUGUAGGUUGUGGGGACAACCUGGUCAUAUUUCUCAGUCACUCCCUCGUCUGUUCUCUCAGACCACAAAUAUCAGAUGGUCCUCUGACAAUUUGCUAGUGAAUGACUAAUAGGAGAGUGUUCUAGCACUGCUUCCUUCCUUCAUCCACUUGAAUCAAAGGCAUCAUUAAUACAGUCAAACAGAGAAAUGAUGAGUUUUGUACAAAUAGCAUAUUCAGGCACUGUUGGCUUCAUUUGGAGUUUAUUUGGGGUUUCUAUUACAUUCUAAUUUGGUCUAACACUUCAGAUGAGUACACUAUUGGAUAUGUGAAAAUGUUAAAAGGGCUGCCAUCGACAACAGUUUGAUCUUGUGUUCAUUAGCGUUUAACAGAAAUGAGCAGAUAAUAAUUGUGAAGUGCUAAUAGGCAGACAGAAUUAUGAAAUGCAUGUUAAGCUGAUAUGUGUAAUCACAUGAUUUCUGAGGAUAACUUAAACAGACCAAUGCCCCAAUCAGUGACAAACUGAGAACUUGAGACCACACAAAAAUCUAUGAUAAAUUGACAGAAAAUGCUCCAUGCUCUUGCCAAAUUCCUUUUGCUGUAGGUGGUAUUGUUGCAGAUGACUGAACCUUUGAAUUUUUUUCCUUCAAUCUGAAAUUGUUUAAAAAGACAGUUGAUAGAAAAUGUUCAUAAAACCUAAACCAGACUGUUUAGACCUUCAGAUAGGAUAAAGUUCAUCACUUCACAUGAAGGUCUUUGUAGAGAGGUGGGGGAAAAUUCAGCCCAUUUAUAUUUUUGCACACAUUGAGGAAUUGAUGAUAAAUCCUUUUUUUUUCUUAACAUGAUUUAGACUUGAACCAGAAUGCUAACUAAGUGUAGGCCGGGACACAGAGAUUGUAAUAUCUUAAGUGAAUGUCAAGCAGAGGUCUGGAACAUGAUACUAUCCCUUCGUGGGUACAAAUGUACAUUUAUUUUAGUUUUCAAAAUGCUCUAAUGUUGUCUGCAAACAAUAACAACAACAAAAACUAACAAUAACAAUGAAGCUACAGAUAACUGAAUUGUUAUUUCUAUUAUCUGCAUUAUGGCCUUACUCUUCGCUCUCUCUCUCAAAAAAAAAGGUUUGUUUAUAACCAAUGCAAGAAAGAGUUGACAGCUGUAUGCCUCUAUGUGUUAAAGUAAUAAACAUAAAGAGAUUAUUCCAACUAAUGGGGAAACACAAAACUGUGUAAUUAAUUAUUUUCGGAGGACACAUCUCUCCCCCUCGCAACCAUAAAAAAAACACCAGUCAAAAACUUUAACAAGGAUGGUAAUAAAGAAAGAACGCUUGCCAAAUUGUAACACAGGAGUGUGCAAUUGUGUGUAAAGGACAGAGGAAACUUUAAUCCAACAUCGACAAUUAAUGGAAUUAACAAAAGCCCUUCCUGGAUUAUUGUGGAUUUAUUUUAGACUUUUUGUUGUUUCUUUUCUUAUCAGUCAGUGGGGGGGGGAGGGGGGGCUGAGGCUGGUGUUGUGUAUUGAUCUGUGAAAACAAGGAUUAAAAAAAUAUGUGUGGAUUUUGGGGUUGGUUGUUGUUGGGGAGGUAAGGAGGGAGACCGGGCGUGAUUUUUUGAUAAGCAGAAAUGCCUGACAGUGCUUUUUUAGUUGCUUCAGGCACACUAUCUUUUGUAAAUGAUCUAUGACCUCCGUACUAUUUAAUGUGUAUUAUAUGGACAAUGGACUGACUUGGAAUUGAGGGGGGGGGUUCCUGGUCAUCGCAUUUUUACAACACGUGUGUGUGAGUGUUUCUGUACGCAAGUAUGAAUGUGCGUAUGUUUAGAGGCUAGAGGGAUGAAAACAAAGGACAUGUGGGAAAUAGGAAUGGCCAGAAAUGUUGCAUUUUGAAAUGACACUCCUGCAAAUGCUUAUUCAGUCUUUUUCAUCCUCAGCCUGUUCCUGACACAGAGAAUUGAAUGUGCUAAAACCAAUGAGGUUCAUUCAAAAAAUCUGAGGCGAGUGUCUUCUUAAACCAUUCAACUGCAGAGCCUCAAGAGGUAGCCCAUAACAUUUUAUACACAUGCAGUUCCUCUAAAUUGGACUACAGAGCCUUCUAUCUCAAUGGAGAUUCUGUUCUUGUAUACAUGUAUGGGAAUAUGAAGGGUGAAGUCCGUUUGAGCUUGUGUCUUGGGGCGAGUGGUUCUAUCCACAUAGCUUCUAUGAUUAUUGCACUCUUAUUAAGUUCCAAUGUGUCUCAGUGAAAGGAAUAACUUUUAUACAUGAUCCUGGCUUGGGGUUUAAAUUUGAAAUACACUGAGUUAUGUUGGUCAUAGAACUAACAUUCUAAUACAUUUCUAAUGUCUGCCUCUUCUGUAGUGUUUUGACUUUGCAAAAGCCCAAAGCCAGCCAAAACCCAAUUUGACAUCUGAAUGUCUUAUUUAAUAACUCACUGAUUUUACUGUAUGUGGAGAGACUACAUUAUGGAUGAAAAGAAAUGUAAAGACAGAAAAAGCUGUCUCAGAGACAUGUGCAACCACAGUGUUAUUAUACAUUAAAUCUAUGAAAAGACAAGACUCGUAAGGAUAGUCCUGUAUGUCUCUGAAUAGUGGAACAAAUCCUGAAUCUCAGAACUGAAAUACUUUUGACUUUGCCCUUUAAGCUGAACCACAAAAUGUCAAAGCUCACGAAAAAAAAUCUGCAGUUGAAUAUCAAAUCUAAAAUAGCAGAGGUUUGAAGGAUACCUAUGUAAAUGUCUUUGGGCCCCUACAUAUCUUGGAAGUCAGAGGGUGUGGUUUCCAUAUAUUUUCUGUAUUAUAUAAAAAAUAAAAACUGCCUGAGCUGUUUAAGCACG
Molecule: messenger RNA, 5863 nt
Organism: Oncorhynchus nerka (sockeye salmon)
Lineage: Eukaryota; Metazoa; Chordata; Actinopteri; Salmoniformes; Salmonidae
Product: probable G-protein coupled receptor 173
Exons: 3
Coding region: 1476-2639 (387 amino acids)
Biological process (GO): G protein-coupled receptor signaling pathway
Cellular component (GO): plasma membrane
Molecular function (GO): G protein-coupled receptor activity
Source: RefSeq, a predicted model, not a curated record